GAAGCGAAAGCGAAAGCGAAAGGCGCAGGAGCGCGGCUGCGCUCGCUGGGGGAGCAGCGCCGGCGAGCGGAAGGGGGAGACGAAGUUGAGACCGCGGGAGCGCGUUUCAGAGCUCGGUCUUCAGCGCUCCACGGAAAGACCUUCGGAGCCGUGGUCCCGAAGCCGCCGCUGGUAACGCCAUGUGGCUCCCUGACCUGAGACCCUGGGCCUCCCUGCUGCUGGUGGACUUGGCCUUACUCUGGCUGCUUCAGGGGACCCUGGGGGAUGUGCUUCCCCCAGGAUUUCCAGGCCUGUGGCUGGAGGGGACCCUGCGACUUGUAGGGCUGUGGGGGCUGUUGAAGUUGGGGGGUCUGCUGGGAUUUCUGGGAACACUGCUGCCCCUGCUCUGCCUGGCAACCCCCCUGUUUCUCUCCUUGAGGGUCCUGGUCCCAGGGGCCUUAAGUGCUCCCCCACUCAGAGUGGCUUCAGCAUCUUGGAGUUGGCUGCUGGUGGGGUACGGGGCUGCAGGGCUAGGCUGGGCAGUGUGGGCUGUGCUGAGCCCUCCAGGAGCCCAGGAGAGAGAGCAGGGCCAGGAGAACAACAGAGCCUUGAUGUGGAGGCUGCUGAAGCUCUCCAGGCCAGACCUGCCUUUCCUGGCUGCCGCCUUCUUCUUCCUUGUUGUCGCUGUGUUGGGUGAGACAGUAAUCCCUUACUAUUCUGGUCGUGUGAUUGACAUUCUGGGAAGUGAUUUUGACCCUGAUGCCUUUGUCAGCGCCAUCUUUUUCAUGUGUCUCUUCUCCAUUGGGAGCUCACUGUCCGCGGGCUGCCGAGGAAGCGCCUUCACCUUCACCAUGUCUAGAAUCAACUUGCGGAUUCGAGAGCAGCUUUUCUCCUCCCUUCUGCGCCAGGACCUCGGUUUCUUCCAGGAGACUAAGACAGGGGAGCUGAAUUCACGGCUGAGCUCCGACACCACCCUGAUGAGUUGCUGGCUGCCUUUAAACGCCAAUGUGCUCUUGCGGAGCCUGGUGAAAGUGGUGGGACUGUACAGCUUCAUGCUCAGCCUGUCACCUCGGCUCACCCUCCUCUCUCUGGUCCACGUGCCUCUCAACAUAGCAGCUGAAAAGGUGUACCGCGUCCGCCGUCAGGCAGUGCUUCGGGAGACCCAGGAUGCAGUGGCGAAGGCAGGGCAGGUGGUGCGGGAGGCCGUUGGAGGACUGCAGACUGUGCGCAGUUUUGGGGCCGAGGAGCAGGAGGUCUGUCGCUAUAAGGAGGCCCUUGAACGAUGUCGGCAGCUGUGGUGGCGACGAGACCUGGAGCGAGCCCUCUACCUUCUCAUAAGGAGGAUGCUGCACUUGGGAGUGCAGGUGCUCAUGCUGACCUGUGGGCUGCAGCAGAUCCUGGCCGGGGACCUCACGCGGGGCGGGCUGCUCUCCUUUCUGCUCUACCAGGAGGAUGUGGGCAGCUAUGUGCAGACCCUGGUAUACAUGUUUGGGGAUAUGCUGAGCAACGUGGGGGCUGCCGAGAAGGUUUUUCACUACCUGGACCGACAGCCAAAUCUGCCUCCCCCCGGAACCCUGGCCCCUCCCACUCUGCAGGGGCUGGUGGAAUUCCAGGAUGUCUCCUUUGCUUAUCCCAAUCGCCCUGACCAGCCUGUGCUCAAGGGGCUCACGUUCACCCUACGUCCUGGUCAGAUGACCGCACUAGUGGGGCCCAAUGGGUCUGGGAAGAGCACAGUGGCUGCCCUGCUGCAGAAUCUGUACCAGCCCACGGAGGGGCAGCUGCUGCUGGAUGGGGAGCCCCUUCCCCAGUAUGAACACCACUACCUGCACCAACAGGUGGCUUUGGUGGGGCAGGAGCCUGUGCUGCUCUCGGGUUCUGUGAGGGACAACAUUGCUUACGGGCUGAAGAGCUGCAGUGAUGAAAAGGUGAUGGCUGCUGCCCAGGCUGCCAAAGCGGAUGAGUUCAUAAAAGAAAUGGAGCGUGGACUAAAUACAGAUGUAGGAGAGAAAGGGAACCAGUUGGCCGUGGGACAGAAACAACGUCUGGCCAUUGCCCGGGCCCUUGUGCGGGACCCACGAGUCCUCAUCCUGGAUGAAGCCACCAGUGCCCUGGACGUCCAGUGUGAGCAGGCUCUGCAGGACUGGACGUCCCGCGGGGACCGCACGGUGCUGGUGAUUGCUCACAGGCUGCAGAUGAUUCAGAGCGCUGACCAGGUCCUGGUGCUCAGGCAGGGAGAGCUGGUGGAUCAUGCCCAGCUCAUGGAGGGGCAGGACCCCUAUUCCUGCCUGGUGCAGCAGCUUCUGGAGGACUGAGGCCCCAGGGACACUGGGCCCUUCUCAUGGCCAUCUUCAUGACCCAGAGUAGCUCCUGCUUUGAGUUUCCCUGGGGCUGUGCCCCUGGGUAGUUGUUUCCGGAGUUGGAGGCAUGAUGGAGAUUUGGACUGUGUGUGCUCUCGUUGAGGGUGGGGGUGGGGGUGGGGGGGUGCUACCUGUGUCCACGAAACUUAUUUCCUUGAUGAACAGAGCUUUACCUGGUGCUGAGUAGUGUAUUGUGGCAUAAUAAAUAUAUUUUAAAA
Messenger RNA from Ceratotherium simum simum (southern white rhinoceros), 2554 nucleotides. It is a transcript of the gene TAP2, whose product is annotated as transporter 2, ATP binding cassette subfamily B member. NCBI's taxonomy places the organism in Eukaryota, Metazoa, Chordata, Mammalia, Perissodactyla, Rhinocerotidae. Gene Ontology annotation, biological process: transmembrane transport; antigen processing and presentation of endogenous peptide antigen via MHC class I; peptide transport. Gene Ontology annotation, cellular component: TAP complex; endoplasmic reticulum membrane. The record is from RefSeq and is a predicted model, not a curated record. Gene Ontology annotation, molecular function: ABC-type oligopeptide transporter activity; MHC protein binding; ATP binding.